GAAAAACAGAGGCUGUCAUCAAAAACUUCAGCCCGCACUACAGACGCCAGUACGCGGUGGCUUUCUGCAAGCACGUGCAAGAUGAGCUGGAGCAGCACCGGGAUUCCCAGUCCCAGUUCCUGAAAACCAAGCCUCCGGCAGAAGCUGGGACGGUCUUGUACGAGGCAGAGGUGCUGCAUUUUGCCGAGGAUCUGAAGAAGUGGAAGGACAGAUAUGUUGUUAUCAAAAAUGACUACACUGUGGAUUGCUUUGAGACUAAAGAGGCCUACCAGAAAGGAGCCAGCCCUAAAUACCAUGUUCUUCCUGCAGGAGGCAAAGUACUGACUUCAGAAGAUGAUUACAAUUUGCUGUCUGAUAAACAUUUUCCAGAUCCUGUUGGGUCGAGUGAGAAGGAGGUCGCUCAAGCCUUCGUUCAGCUGCCAAGGGAGUUCCCAGUUUACCUGUGGCAACCCUUCGCCCGACACAGCUACUAUUGCUUCCCGGAGCCAGAAGCUCAGAGGCAGUUCAGCGCCAUGCUGGGGGACUGCGUGAGACACUCAAACCACGAUUUUCUCAAGCAGACCACGUAUGAAGUCGAGGCAUUCUUAGAAGCCAUUCAGUUCUUCCGUCAGGAGAAAGGCCACUAUGGGACAUGGGAAAUGAUAACUGGCAAUGAAAAAGAGAUCCUGAGCAACCUUGUGAUGGUGGAACUCCUGCCUAACCUUCAGACGAUGAUCCUGCCUAAAAUGAAAGGAAAGAGGAAUGAUAGGAAGCGGGCCUGGUUUGGUAUUGUAGAAGAAACUUACGGCUUAGUCCAGCAGCAGGUGUCAGAAGGAUUAAGUACCUUGAAAGAAGAAUGCAGAGAUUUUGCAAAAACUCUUGAAGGAACCAUUCGCUCGGACAUGGAUCAGAUUCUGAACUCCAAGAACUUCUUAGCUGGAAAAAUCAAAGCCACCGUUUCUGAGCCUGCCCAGAAGUGCUGCACAGAAAAUAUCCAGCCAUUUCUCGCAUCCAUAUUGGAGGAGCUCAUGGGUCCAGUGAGUUCUGGAUUCACUGAAGUCCGCUCACUUUUUGAUAAAGAAGUUAAUGAAAUCAUCCAGGACUUCCAGAAGACAAAUGAUAUCAUGAAGCUAAAGGAGAAUGUGGAUCAGCUUGUGAACCUACCAUUCAACUCUGUGAAAAUGGAGCCUUGCUAUCUGAAAGUAAACCUCCUUCAGGAGCUCCUUCAAGACCUCAAGAGUCGCUUCAAAGUCUAUCACAUUGAUUUUGUGAUUCAGAGGACACAGAACUUCAUGCAAGAGCUGAUGGAAAAUGCAGUUUAUACUUUUGAGCAGUUGUUCUCUCCAAGUCGACAGGCAGACUCAGCAAAACUUGCAACAACCAUUGAAAAAGUCAAGCUGAGAGUACUGAAGCAAUAUGAUUAUGACAGCAGCACUAUCCGGAAGAAGAUAUUUCAAGAAGCACUGGUACAGAUCACUUUGCCCACAAUGCAAAAGACACUGGCUUCAACGUGCAAACCGGAGCUGCAGAAAUACGAGCAGUUCAUUUUUGCUGAUUACACUAGCGUGAUCCAAGUAGAGAAUGUGUAUGAAGAGAUUUUAUAUCAGACACUGCUUGAAGAAACCCUGAAAGUGAUAAAAGAAGCUGCCAUUAUGAAGAAGCACAACCUCUUUGAAGAUAACUUGAAUUUACCCUGUGAAAGCGUGUCCAGCUUAACGGACCUGAAGACCCCUUCAGGAUCAGCACAAACCACUCCCGCAAAGAAGCCUUCCACCGCCCGAGCCGAGACCUCAGACACUGAAACUCAAAGUGAGGAAACGCUCAUUGUGACGGAAAAAAUUUCUUGGGAGAAGGAUGCUGAUGAUAGAAAGUCAGCAGGCAAAAAGGCAGUCACUUCUGUUAAUACAGCUGGUGAUCAGGCAAGCAAAAGUGAAGAAGUGGUCAUUACAGACAUCAGUGAAGUCCAGGAAUCCCUUCCAGCUACCCUUACAAAACAAGAAGUUGCAGAGGGAAAAAUAGUUUUGGAAAGUGAAGACAUGGUGAAAGCCGAGCAUAUAGUGAACACUGAGGAAGAGCUUAAGGCACAACAAGAAGCUGUGGAGAAAGAAAUAGCUCCUGGGACUGAAACCACAGUGAAGGAUUUUGGAGCCAGCACUAAAAAAGAAUUUAAGGUACAUGAAGGAUCAGUGGAGGAAAAGGUAAUUUCUGAGAGUCAAACAGCAACGGGUGCUGCGAUUGUCAGUGGCACUGAAAAAGAAAGCAAAGCACAGGAAGAAGUUGCUGAGAUAAAGCUGACUUCCCCAUAUGAUGCAGCAAAAGCAGGGAUUUUAGGGAAUGCUGAAAAGAAAAUCAAGGUAGAAAAAGAAUUAUCUCAGAGUGAAAAUGUAGUAGGGACAGGGUGUGAAGAGGAUAGUAAAAAAGAAAGCAAUGACCAAGGAGCGAGUACUGAGACAAGGGUUAUUUCCCAGGAUGAAAACACAGGGAAAGGAGAGUUUGGGGAUAAUCCUGAAAAAGAAAGCAAGUCAGAAGAGAGUUUUAAACCCCCUGAUGAUGUGAAUGAGAUAAGGAGUUUGCUGAUGGUAACAGUUGAGAUACCAGCAGGUACUCCAGCUGAGAACAUAAAGGAGAUUUGUGAAGGUGAGAUCUUAAAGUUGCAGGAGCACAGUAAAGAGAAUGAUGAAUUGAACAAAGUGGCUGCGGCAGAAAUUCAAGUAAGCCAGACGAUGAUGAAUAAAGAUGCAGCAGAAUGCGUGGAGUUCAAGGAGGACCAACCAUCUUCAUCUAGUUUGGGGACGUAUGGUACGAAUUUAGAGAAUGCGUCCAAGGGGGCCUGCGAUACGGCACAAGCUGAACGGCUGGUGGAAAGCUCAGAUACGCCUCAGGAGGCGAAGGCAGGGGUGGGUACCAAGCAAAGCGCUUGGUACACAGAAGUGGGAAGCUGCGGAAGUGCUAGAUUGCAGCCAGAGGAACGCACUGAAAAUGUGUCUGAAGGCAAAAGAUUAGACGGGGAGGAAGGAGGAGUGGGGAAUAGCCAUGCUGUCCCGGUGGAGGUGGGGACUGAGAGCUUUUUACAUAAUCGUGCUGAAAAUGCAGACACAACACAAGUGCCAAUUUUGGGUACAGAAAACCCAAGAACAGGACUGCUAGACAUGCCAGUUUCUUCAGUGCUGGAGCAGGGCGAGUUUAGCGCCAUAGAGGUCACAGGAGAUGCAGCGGCUG
Phaethon lepturus (White-tailed tropicbird) is the source of this 3198-nucleotide messenger RNA. RefSeq names its product protein Niban-like. The record is from RefSeq and is a predicted model, not a curated record. The annotation marks the transcript as partial. The transcript has 13 exons. NCBI's taxonomy places the organism in Eukaryota, Metazoa, Chordata, Aves, Phaethontiformes, Phaethontidae.